Molecule: messenger RNA, 2013 nt
Organism: Dryobates pubescens (Downy woodpecker)
Lineage: Eukaryota; Metazoa; Chordata; Aves; Piciformes; Picidae
Product: adhesion G-protein coupled receptor F2
Biological process (GO): cell surface receptor signaling pathway; G protein-coupled receptor signaling pathway
Cellular component (GO): membrane
Molecular function (GO): G protein-coupled receptor activity
Source: RefSeq, a predicted model, not a curated record
AUGAAUGUGUGGGUAGCCCACUGCCUGCUCCUGUGGGCUGUGCACUUCUUCCCAGCUGCGCCACGCAACCCACUCAGGGUUGUCAGUAAGGAGUCAAAGCCUGAUAAUCAACAAGAUGCCUGUACAAAUCUCACUCUCUGCAAAGACAACGGAGCCAUUUGUAUUCAACCUUGCUCUCCCUCCUUCCAUGGGGAGACAAGCUUUGUCUGUGAAGACAGGAAGUGGCAAAUGUUCACAGAUUCUUGUGCAAGCCUCGAUGUUCAGUCCCUUUUCCAGAGGAUUUCUGAACAUGAACUCCUUCCAAAUUCUGAAGGACAUGUUGGUGUUGCUGGAGGACACCUGCCUUUUGUAGGGAAAGGAAAGCCAGUGCAUGGGAAGCCUGGAGAUGGAGCAAAAUAUUUUGGUGCUGAUGACCAUGGGAACAGUAACUGCCAAGCUGACUUUUCAUGCAUCAUCCCAGAUAUCCUGUCUUCACCAGCCAUUCCAGGAAACAUUGCUGAUAUAGUAGAACUGCUAAAGAAGAUUUCUCUGCUGUUAUCAGAGAACGUCAACAGAGAAAAAAUGCAGAGUUACAGCAGAAUAGCAAACCAUAUUCUGAACAGCUCCACCAUUUCCAACUGGGCUUUUGUAAAGGACAGGAAUGCCAGUUCAGUAUUACUGGACUCAGUGAAUUUAUUUGCUGGGAAACUUCUCCUUGGGAAUGGAUCGGCAAAUAUACAGGAGCACUUCAUCUCUACAAAAGGCUACAGCAUACAUAAAAAUACUUCAGGAAAGAGCUUUGAUUUUAACAUGGAGUUCAACAACACAGGCAAUAUCACUGGGCAUGUGGUCAUUCCAGAAGAAGAGUUUCUGAAGUUACCCAAGAGUUCCAAAGCCAUCAGCAUUGCAUUUCCAACGCUUGGAGCCAUUAUAGAAAGCAACCGUUUGGACCCCGCUUUUGUGAAUGGCAUGGUGUUAUCAGUGUCUCUGCCAGAAGAGCUUCGACAUGUUCUACUCGCCUUUGAAAAGGUGAAGAAACUGGAGAAUGCCAAGGCUCAGUGCGUGGGCUGGCAUUCUACUGAAAGGCAGUGGGAUAGCAGGGCAUGCCGCAUGAAGUCUGAGAACGCUAGCAGUGUUGUUUGCAUCUGCAGGCAUCACCGUCAGACAUUGAAAUCCUUCUCCAUCCUGAUGUCCCCCAGCACACUGCGCAGUGCAGUGCUGGAUUACAUUACACGUGUAGGGCUAGGCCUGUCCAUUUUUAGCUUGGUUGUCUGCCUUGCAAUCGAGGCUGUUGUCUGGUACCACGUUACCAAAACUGAAAUAACCUACAUGCGCCACUUCUGUUUGGUCAACAUUGCCACAUCGCUUCUCAUCGCUGAUCUUUUGUUCAUCUUGGCAGAAGUUUUUGUGCACAAUACAGCUCUGAACUACCAGUUGUGUGUAGCAGCCACUUUUCUCCUCCACUUUUUUUAUCUUGCCUUAUUUUUCUGGAUGUUUACCCUGGGCCUCUUGAUUCUCUAUGGAUUAUUAUUUAUUUUUUUUAAGAUAACAAGAUCUGUAUUCAUAGUUGCAGCAUUCUUCAUUGGAUAUGGAUGUCCCUUGGUUAUAUCUGUCCUCACAGUUGCUAUUACUGAACCUAAACGUAUGUAUUUAAGGAUUGGAGCCUGCUGGCUCAACUGGCAUGAGACGAAAGCUCUUUUGGCCUUUGUUAUACCUGCUCUGAGCAUCAUUCUUGUAAAUAUGGUGGUGGUGGUGGUGGUUAUGGUGAAGACUGGGAGAUCCUCAGUUGGAGAAGGCUGCAAGUCACAAGAUUUGAGCAACAUGAUCCGAAUUAGCAAAAAUGUUGCUCUUCUGACACCUCUUCUGGGUCUCACCUGGGGUUUUGGAUUAGCAACAAUAGUUGACAGUCGCUCUCUGGCAUUCCAUAUUACAUUUGCUCUGCUGAAUGCCUUCCAGGUAAGCUCUUUGGGAUGGGGAAUAGCAUCCCAGAUUGCUAACUUGGGAAAAGGUUGCAGACCUAAGAGGGGCUGGUAA